Messenger RNA from Ictalurus punctatus (channel catfish), 2923 nucleotides. RefSeq names its product carboxypeptidase E (gene cpe). Bases 110 to 1507 code for a protein of 465 amino acids. The transcript is spliced from 9 exons. NCBI's taxonomy places the organism in Eukaryota, Metazoa, Chordata, Actinopteri, Siluriformes, Ictaluridae. Gene Ontology annotation, molecular function: metallocarboxypeptidase activity; zinc ion binding. Gene Ontology annotation, biological process: proteolysis. The record is from RefSeq and is a predicted model, not a curated record.
GAGGUAGAGGAGGGAUCUGGAGAGAUCACGAGAGGCGGACUUGCGGAGAAGGAAGGCUUUGACGCGGCGUAAAGAGACGCGGAUUUAGACGCGGUGCAAACGAGCAGUGAUGAAGGCAGCGGGCUUGUCCGCGGCGGCGCUCGCGCUGCUGAUGGUGACGGUGCUUUCGGUGCCGGGCGCGCGCGCGGCUGCGUCGCCGGUGGUGAUGGACGGCGGAGACAUCUCGUUCGAGUAUCACCGCUACGAGGAGAUGCGCAAAGCUCUGGUGUCCGUGUGGCUGCAGUGUCCGUCCAUCGCGCGCAUCUACACCGUGGGAGAAAGCUUCGAGGGCCGCGAGCUGCUCGUGCUGGAGAUGAGCGACAACCCGGGCGACCACGAGCCUGGUGAGCCUGAAUUUAAGUACAUUGGGAACAUGCAUGGCAAUGAAGCGGUCGGCAGGGAGCUGUUGAUCUAUCUGGCUCAGUAUCUGUGUAAUGAGUAUCAGCAGGGCAACGACACCAUCGUCAACCUGAUCCACUCCACCCGCAUCCACAUCAUGCCCUCCAUGAACCCCGACGGCUUUGAGAAAGCCGCCUCACAGUCUGGAGAAAUGAAGGACUGGUUCGUGGGACGUAGCAACGCUCAGGGUAUCGAUCUGAACCGGAACUUUCCGGACCUGGACCGUAUCGUCUACAUGAACGAGAGAGACGGAGGAGCGAACAACCACCUGCUGAAAAACAUGAAGAAGGCCGUAGAUGAAAACGCUAAGCUCGCUCCUGAGACGAAGGCAGUAAUUCACUGGAUUAUGGACAUCCCAUUUGUCCUGUCAGCCAACCUCCAUGGAGGAGAUGUGGUGGCCAAUUAUCCAUACGACGAAACCCGAAGUGGAUCUACUCACGAGUACAGCGCCAGCCCUGAUGACCUGGUGUUUAAGACCUUGGCGAAGGCAUACUCCAGCUACAACCCGGUGAUGUCAGACCCUAAUCGAGCACCGUGCCGCAAAAAUGAUGAUGACUCCAGUUUCAAAGAGGGCAUCACCAAUGGAGGGGCCUGGUACAGCGUGCCUGGAGGUAUGCAGGACUUCAACUACCUGAGCAGUAACUGUUUUGAGAUCACGCUGGAGUUGAGCUGCGACAAGUUCCCACUGGAGAACACGCUCAAAAUGUACUGGGACCAGAACCGCAACUCCCUCAUCAACUAUAUCGCACAGGUUCAUCGUGGCGUGACGGGUUUCGUGCGUGAUCUUCAGGGAAAUCCCAUCUCCAACGCCUCCAUUUCCGUGGAGGGCAUCGACCAUGACAUUACCUCAGCUAAGGACGGUGAUUAUUGGCGCCUAUUGGAUGCUGGUAACUACAAAGUUUCAGCCUCAGCUCCUGGAUAUCUUACCGUGACCAAAAAAGUGGCUGUUCCACACAGCCCUGCUGUUCGGCUCGAUUUCGAGUUGGAGUCCUUGGAGGAACGGAAGGAGGAAGAGAAGGAGGAGCUUAUGGAUUGGUGGAAGAUGAUGUCAGAGACGCUGAACUUCUAGGUCGUGGUUCCGAAACGCUGAUUUGACUGAGCAUCCUGGGUGUAAAAUAUUUAAUCGAUGUUGUAUGUGUGCUCAUUUACAUUCUAGUAGCUUCUUUUUUUUUUAGGGGCACUACACGUGGACUCGAAUGCUUAACUUAGCGACACGACCUCGGGUUCUUCAGUAUAGGAGGAAGGACGAAAACUGCCGUUUAGUGCAGUUUCACUAAUCACAGCGUCCUCAUGUCGUGCUCUGCCAUUCACGUAUCGAUGGUUUCUUUUCUGCAAAUAUUGAUGUGCAUUUAGCGGAUAGGUGUCGUUUGCAAGAAUAUGCUAACUGUCAGCUGCCCGUGUGCGCGUACAAGGGGCGCUUGAAAGUUUGUGAACCCUGUAGAAUUGUCUGCAUUUCUGCGUAAAUACGACCGAAAACAUCGUCAGAUUUUCACACGGGUGCUAAAAGUAGGCGGAGAGAACCCGAUCAAACAAACGGGGCGAAAAUAUUAUACUCGGUUAUUCAUUCAUCCUGGUCCUCAGAAAUCUCCUUGAUUUCAAACAAUACACUUCCACGGGACUUUGAAUAAAUAAAAACUUUUCUAUAAAAACUAAACCGCUCACGCACACCUGAUCGCCAUCCCAUGGACAUACUUUUACCGCUUACAGAUAUGCAUCACUGGAUCAUUUUCUUGUGAUCGAGUGUAAUAUUUUCGCCUCGUUUGUUUAAUCGGGUUCUCUUUAUCUACUCUUAGGACUGGUGUGAAAAUCUGAUGAUGUUGUAGGCCAUAUUUACGCAGAAAUGUAGACAGUGUAACUUUCAAGCACCACUGUACCGUGUGUGUGUGUGUGGGUGUGUGUGUGCGUCCACGCAUAUACACACACGGGUAGUGAAUAAUACAAAUGGUGUACUCUAUCUUUCCUUUUCAACACUGUUCUCGUGAGAUCCUUUUAUCACCAACCAACCAGGAAGCACUGUGUUGUGAAUGAAUGUACGUAUGUGUCAAAUAUGAAAUAUAUUGAUGACGAUGACUAAUUAAGACCGACGCCGACGUCCUAUUAAGACGACUCUGCAUCCUAUUUAUGCUUUCCAUCUCUUCUGUUGAAACAUUGUUCUGUGAAUGUUUUUUUGUUUUUUUGUUAUUGUUGUUGUUGUUGUCGUUAUUGCUAUUUUAAAAGGAGUUUAAAAGCACCAGUAAACCUGUCUAGUUUUAUGACAUCAAAUAUUUAAAUGAAUUCUGCGGAAUGCUUAGUGCACUCUUUUUAUUAUUAGAUCGAUAUAUGAAAUAAUUCUAUUAGAGCUAUAAACUGAUACGAUGUACUUUUGAAUUUAACGGAACAGACAGCGAUGGCACAAAUGUGACGAUUUUGUAAACGAUACCAAAAUGCACGAGUGUGACUCGGAUAACAGUCGACGGUCUUUAUUUAAUAAACACUGUAACUCUUG